UAGUUUCUUUGCUUACUGCGUGUGUCCCUCAAUCGUCAACUGCACAUUGAUAGAAACUUAUCGAAUGGAUACAAUGUUAUUCUAAGCAAUCGGCAUGUGCGCCUUUGCUGCAUGGUAAAAUAAUAGGCUACACCAAAGUUGUUUUGUAGAGUAAACGGGAGUUUUUUUGUCGUUGCUCAGAUCAAGCUAGUUUGUGACCUGAUAGUCGGAAUCGUCUUUGUGUCCUCUCUCGUGCGCUUUAAUUGAACUGUUCUAUUAGUGUUAUUAUUUUUAAAUAAAAAACUGUUUUAUUUAGUUCAGGAAAACUUUUUUUGACGAUGUUUUUACCCACUGUUGUACAUAAGUUGGGCAGUAUUUUUUUGUGCACAUUUAAAGGAACGAAAUGUGGGAGUCAAUGAAGGUGUUAGAGCAGUGAUGUCACAGAGCUGAAGACAUUUCCUGUCAAUAUGGAGUCUGGAGAGCGGCUGGCCUCCCCCGCGCCCCCCACCCUGCCCACCGCUCACACCUCCUCCCCUGCUGCCUCCUCCUCCUCUUCCUCCUCCUCGUCCUCCCCGGCUCCCCACUCCAAGAGCAGUCUGGCCCCCAGCCCUGCAGCCUCACUGGGAUCUACCCUCAGCACCUCUGGUCGUUUGUAUGGGGCGAUGAGCGACCAGCAGCCCUACACGUUGUCAAGUGCCUUCCCCCUGGUCAGCCACCCAGGCUUCGGCCUGUACACCACCAGCUCAGGACGCCCAGAGUUUGGAGGCCUGGGGUCGUUGGGGUCCCUGGGUUCUCUGGGGUCCUUGGGGAUGUCUGCUGCCCUGGCCGCACACCCCCAGCUGGGGGCUCUGACAGAAUGGUGGCGAGCAGCAGAGGCCCACAGUAGGGGGGCAGCAGCCUUCCUCCCUCCAUUCCUGGGCCUCCCUACAAUGUUCACCCCCCACAUCCAGCAGAACCACAGCCCCCUGCAAGCCCCAUCUAGGACCCCCAGCAAAAACGGACAGAUCCCCAAAGGGGUGAAUGGGGCAGUGAACGGAAGUGGGGUCUCCUCCCCAACCAUGCAGGGGUCUUACUCCAUGAACGCGUCCCCAUCUCUGGGUGCCUCCCAGUCUGUUAAGGGCCCCAAGGCCAGGGGCCCCAGGAGCAGCCCUCACAGCCAGAGCCACACAGCAGAGCUACAGCUGGAGAAAGUACCCCACAAACCUAAAGACCAGAAGCCCAGUAAAAAGCCAGCAGAGGUCGCCGGGGUCAGUGACAGCGAAUCAGGCUCCUCCUCGGACAGCUCCAGCGACGGAGCCAUCAGCAGCGACCUGGAGGACCUCGGAGGGGAAGAGGACGACGACGAUGAUGAUGACGACGAUGAUGAUGACGACGAGGAAGAGAAUGGAAAGUGUGAGGUGUGGAACUCUGAGAAGGAGAAGGCGAGGCGGGCGAAGAAAAAAAUGAAGAUCGGGACACUAAGCUCGGGCAUGAAGGAGGCCCUAGACAAGAGGAACAGCUUGCCCCACAGCCUACCCUCCGACCCCCCCCUGGUCCCCUCACAGCACUGCCCCUCUCCUCCUACCCUGUCCCAGAGCUCCUCCCUGUCCCUCCAGACCUCCCGGCCCAGGGAGGAGGGUCUCCAACAGCACCUCAGUGUCAUCCAGUCCACGGGCCUAGCAGCCAGCUCCAUGCCCCUGGCUCUCCUCACCCAACCCCGCAGGGAAACUUCUCCAUCACCCCUGUCUGCCUCUCCAAUCCCCCUCAUCACCUCCCCCAAAGGACGCACCACAUCCUCCCCCAAGCCACCCAAGUUCCUGCCCUCCUCGCCGCAGAACCUGCCCCUGUCCCUCUGCACCUCCCUGUCCCGCUCGGUACCCCUGUCCUCCUCGCCUCAAUCCUUCCCUCUCCUCACGUCGCCCAUGGCCAACUCCCAGCAGACCAAGCCUCUGAAGACACCUGGCAGUGGGAAGGCCAGUAAGAGGAAGCUGCUGGAGGAAUCACUCUCUCAAAUCAACGAAUUCAGGCUCAAACAGUCUUUACUCUCGCAAGGCCAGACGUUCCCGGCAGCGCUGCCCAAGAAGCAGCAGGGUCACAGAACCUCUCGGAAGGCUGCUGGGGUGACGUCAUUCCUUGCCGCCCCCAAGCUGUCCUCCUCGGAGAGUCCGGGUGGCGGUGGCAGAAGCACCAAGUUGCCCCCUGCUCUCCUUCCCCCUCCCUCCCAGAACAACCACUCCAACCUCUUCCUGUCCAGCGCUCUCCUGGGCCUGGCUGCCCACCCCAACGGAGUCAUCCAAAGCACCACUGCUCAGGACGCACCGCUGGCCCUUAUCACCAAGCCCCGCAAGGACUCCAACAAGGACCUCUCUGGGACAGGGGCGUCCCUCUCGCUGCCCGUCAACCUCAGCACCGGCGGAAGGGCCCACUUGGCCUCCUCUCAGGGCCCCCCGGCGAGGCCCGCUACCUCACUCUCACCGGCAACGGCCCGGGGCCCCAGGAAGAUCAAAGCCCCCAAGACCCCUAAGCUCCAGGCCCCUAACCUCCAGGUUCAGGCCCAUGCUCUGGCCCCCAUGGCAGCCUGGAAGGGCCUCUCUCAGAGUCACCUGGUGCAGUCUCUGGUGGACCUGUUCAGAGGGGCCGAGGCCGGCCUCCCAGGUCUCCCCGGUCUCCCUAGCAGCAAGGACUCUGAUGACUCUGUUGAGGAUGACGACGACGACGAUGAUGAUGAUGAUGAUGAUCUGGAUGAUUUGGAGGAUGAUGAGGAGGACUCGGAUGACAGCUUGUCAGAUUCUGACAGUAACUCGGAAAGCGAUGCGGACGUCUCCGGUGGCAAACUGAAGGACCCGAAGCUGAAGCUGCCAUCUUCAGGCUCCGCCUCCAAGAGGGAGAAGACCCCACUCAAGCUAACCAAAGGCCACGCCUCCUUACUGAGCAACUCAACCAAUCACACAGCCACCAGCUGCUCCCCGCUCAACCUGCAGGUCAUCAAGACGCCCAACAUCGUCACCAGCUCCAGUGCCUUGGCCUAUCACAGCUCUCCUUCCUCCUCCUACUCCCUGGCCAUGCCCCCAGGCGCAGGGAAAAGAAAGAGGGUGAUGGAUGAGCAGGAGUUGAGGAUACCUCUAGAGUUGGGCUGGCAGAGAGAAACACGGAUCAAGAGCGUGUCUGGGAAGAUGCAAGGCGACGUGGCAUAUUACGCGCCAUGCGGGAAGAAGUUGAGGCAGUACCCAGAUGUGAUGAAGUAUCUAUCCAGAAAUGGAAUAAGUGGCAUCACACGCGAUAAUUUUAGCUUCAGUGCAAAGAUAAUGGUUGGUGACUUCUAUGAAGCCAGAGAAGGACCCCAGGGUCUGCAGUGGAGCCUGCUGAAGGACGAGGACGUCAUCCCCCAUAUCCUGGCCAUGGAGGGCCGGCGGGGACGGCCCCCCAACUCAGAGCGCCAGCGCGGGGCCGAGGGGGGGAAGGGCUCCCGGAGAAGGAAGGGCCGGCCGUCCAACGUGGGAGAGGGUCUGGGGUUGGGGGCCGAGGUGCCUAGCCCCAGCGAGGCCAAACUCUUACGCAAACUGGAGGCCCAAGAGAUAGCCAGGCAGGCGGCCCAGAUGAAGAUGAUGAGGAAGCUGGAGAAGCAGGCCAUGGCCAGGGCAGCCAAAGAGGCCAGGAAGCAACAAGCCAUCAUGGCGGCCGAGGAAAGGAGGAAGCAGAAGGAGCAAAUGAAGAUCAUCAAGCAGCAGGAGAAGAUCAAGCGUAUUCAGCAGAUCAGGUUGGAGAAGGAGAUGAGGGCACAACAGAUUCUGGAGGCUAAACGGAGAAAGAAAGAAGAGGUUGCGAAUGCCAAAAUUAUGGAGGCAGAGAAACGAAUAAAGGAGAAAGAAAUGCGAAGACAGCAUGCAGUCAUUUUGAAGCACCAGGAGUUGGAGAGGCAUAGACUAGAUAUGGUAUGGGAGAGGGAGAGGAGACGGCAACACGGGAUGCUCAUGAAGGCGGUGGAGGCUCGCAAGAAAGCAGAGGAGCGUGAGCGCUUGCGGCAGGAAAAGAGGGAUGAGAAACGCCUGAACAAGGAGCGGAAAUUGGAACUGAGGAGGCUGGAACUGGAGAUUGCCAGGGAGCUGAAGAAGCCAAAUGAAGACAUGUGUCUGGCCGAUCAUAAGCCUCUUCCAGAGUUUUCCAGAAUCCCUGGCCUGAUCUUGCCGGGGGGUGCGGUGUCUGACUGCCUGAUGCUGAUGCAGUUCCUACGCGGCUUUGGGAAGGUGCUAGGCUUCGAUGUGGGGGUGGACGUACCCACCCUGGGCAUGCUGCAGGAGGGCCUGCUCAACGUGGGAGACAGCAUGGGACACGUCCAGGACCUGCUGGUCAGACUGCUCUCCCUGGCCGUGUGUGACCCUGGACUGCCCCCUGGACACAAGACCAAGACCAUGCUGGGGGAUCAUCUGACCAACGUGGGCAUCAACCGGGACAAUGUGUCGGAGGUGCUGCAGAUGUACAUGGGGGCCCAUUGCGGGCAGACUGACCUGGCUGAGCUGGCCCUCAGCCUGAAGACCAAGGCCUUCCAGGCUCACACCCCCACCCAGAAGGCCUCCAUACUAGGCUUCCUGGCCAAUGAGCUGGCCUGCAGCAAGAGUGUCGUCAGUGAGAUCGACAAGAACCUUGAUCACAUGACCAACAUGAGGAAGGACAAGUGGCUGAUCGAGGGCAAACUCAAAAAGUUGAGGACCAUCCAUGCCAAACGGACCGGGAAGAGAGAUACCAGCAUGGGAGGGGAGGAGGCCCAGCCCCUGGGUACGCCCUCCUCUGGCCUCAAACGCAAGAGAAAGGCCGGAGCAGAAAGCGACGACGACGAUGAAGAAGACGAAGACAGCGACGACCUGGCCGAUGAAGAUGACGAGGAAGAGGAGGAGGAGAUGAAGAAGGGGAAGAAAGUGGAAACGUGUGACGAGGACGAUGGGGACCAAUCAACUAGUGUGGAGGAGCUGGAGAAACAGAUAGAGAAGCUAGCCAAGCAACAGCACCAGGUGAGGAGGAAGCUGUUUGAGGCGUCCCACUCCCUGCGCUCCAUGAUGUACGGCCAGGACCGGUACCGCCGGCGCUACUGGGUUCUGCCCCACUGUGGAGGGGUCUUCAUCGAGGCCAUGGAGAGCGGAGAAGCUGCAGGGGAGCUGGAGAACGAGAGGGAGAGGAGGAGGGCGGCAGCAGGGGAGGUGCACAUCAAGGAGGAGCCGCAGGAGGAGGAGGUGCAGAAGAAGAAACCUGGGGGCGUCGGUGGGGAGGAGAGGAGCGUCUACACCCCCGUGGGGUCAGAGGAAGGGAAGGAGGAGAAGAAAAGUUCUCCCAAUCUUUUCCUCUUGCAGUCAGCCUCUCUCUCCAAACUGACCACGCUCCUCCACGCCGCUAAGGAAGUGGCCAAGGCAACCCGCGAAGCCGAGGCAGACCCCCAUCCCAAAUACAAUGGCAGCCCCACUCCACUCUCUGUUACCACGACAACAAUAACAACACCACCAUCCUAUCCCGCCCACAACGCCUCUCUACCCGCCUUACCUACAAGCUCCUGUGCGUCGACAGCACCUAACCUGCCAUGCGAGGAGGCCAAACCCGGCUACCCCUCCUCCACCUCGUCUCCCUCCUCGUUCUCCUCCCUCCUGAGCCCCCCACCCCAGCUUUUCAGCCCUAUGAAGAACUCCACCCUAAUCCCUAACCCUCCACAGCUCCAGUACCUCCCCAGUGACCAGCUCCUCAGGGUCCUGACAGAGAGGAGCGGUCACUGGUUCACCCUGCUCCCCCGCUCCCCCUGUGACGACACCUCCAUCACCACCUCUCCCUCCCCAGGGCCCGGCCCUCUCCAGUCCUCCCCGCUGCCCUCCUCCAGCCUCACGCGGCCCAGGUCUCCCCCGGCCUCCCCCGCCCUGCCUCUCACCCCCUCGGCAGCGUCGGCCUCAGCCAGCCCCCACCAUCCAGCUGGCUUCAUCAACUACCCUCUGUCAGCCCUGCAGGGUAAGGCUGGCGGGUCGUUGCUGGGUCUCUCAGCGUUCUGCGGUGGCUGGCCCAGUGGAAUGCUGAGCCCCAGCCAGCUGCCCUUCUGCAGCAGCCCCCUGCCAGGCCACUCAGGCCUCAGCUCCGUGGAGGGCAGUGCCAACGCGGCGCCCAGCGUCUCCAGCAAGAGCGAGUCGCCUGUUCCUCCCGGCGAGAAGCUCUCGUCCACGGUGCCCUCUCCCGCCAUGAUGGAGGUGCCCAAGCACUCGGAUCACCCCACACCACGGCCCAUCCCAGAGGAGAUGCUGUCAGGCUGGUGGCGGGUGUCAGACAUUGAAGAGCUGCGCUCCCUGGUGGAGUCCCUCCACAGCCGGGGAGUCAGAGAGAAGGUCCUGCACCGACAGGUGCACAAAUACAUGGAGCUCAUCCCACAGGUCUGCACCAAGCACCGAGACGCGGCCAUGAUAGAGCUGUGUGAGCUGGAGGAGAGCCAGGUGAGUGUGGAGUCAGUGCGGGGGUGGUGUGUGGAGGAGCAGGCCAUGGAGAUGGACAUUGCUGUGCUGCAGCAGGUGGAGGAGCUGGAGAGGAAGGUCACCACCGCCAGCCUGCAGGUGAAGGGCUGGAUGUACCCCGAGCCCCAAUCAGAGAGGGAGGACCUGGUCUACCACGAGCACAAGCCCCUCCCCAAACACCAACCAGCGGCGGGCGGCGCUGGCGACAAAGACCAACCGGAGGACAAGGCGGACCACAAGGCGGGCGGCGUGGUGCGUCACGCGGACAACCCUCUGGACAUAGCGGUGACGCGGCUGGCGGACCUGGAGAGGAACAUCGAGAGGAGGUACCUGAGAAGCCCCUUAGGUACCACCAUUCAGAUCAGGCUGGAUAAUGUGGGGGCUAUCGGUACCGUCACUGUCCCCGCUCCCUCCAGUAGUGCUGACAGGGAAGGGGGCGAGGAGGAGGUGGCCCAUGGGAUGAAGGUGUGGAGGAAGGCCCUGGGCGACGUCCGCAGUGCCGCCCAGCUGGCCAUGUGUCUCCAGCAGCUCCAGAAGUCCAUCGCCUGGGAGAGGUCCAUCAUGAAAGUGUACUGUCAGAUCUGCAGGAAGGGUGACAACGAGGACCUGCUCCUGCUGUGUGACGGCUGUGACAAAGGCUGCCACACGUACUGUCACAAACCCAAGAUCACCACCAUCCCCGAGGGGGACUGGUACUGCCCCGCCUGCAUAUCCAAGGCAAGCGGCCCGUCUCCCAAGAACAAGAAGCCACCCAGCAAACCGGUGGCGGGUGGAAGCGGGAAGAAACCCACCGCUGCCGAGGCCAAGCGGAACGGGAAGCAGGCCGGCAACAGUAACGGUAACGUGGAGGUGUCAGAGGACGACUCGGCGAGCGCCAGCGGCACCCCGAAGAAAGGAGGAGGAGCGAAAGAGCCCCCCAGCAGGAAGAGGAAAGGAGAGGAGAGCCCCGCCCUGUCCAAGGAACCGCCCACACCUCAGUCACCCAGUCAGGAGAGCCCUGUGGUGUGUGUGAAGAGAGCCAAGACAGCCAGAGACAACAACAGAGAUCUGGGUUUGUGCAGGGUGCUCCUGGCUGAGUUGGAGCGUCACCAGGAUGCCUGGCCCUUCCUCAACCCCGUCAACACCAAGGGGAUCCCUGGUUACAGGAAGGUCAUCAAGAAGCCCAUGGACUUCGCCACCAUCAGAGAGAAGCUCGUCAGCAGCCAGUAUCAGAAUCUGGAGACUUUCAUUAUUGACGUCAACCUGGUUUUUGAUAACUGUGAAAAGUUUAAUGAAGACAAUUCAGACAUUGGGCGAGCGGGACACAACAUGAGGAAGUUCUUUGAUAAGAGAUGGACAGAGCUUCUCAAUCAAAUAAACUAAUCCAUCAAUUUGGAUGUUGUUUUACCGAUCAUCAUCACUGUCUCGAACCAGACCUCAAGUAAAGUUCUAUUUGACAUUUCAUAGCAGAGGCACCACGUUUUGGGAAUGACAAGAUGAUGAUGCUGGUCCCUCUGUACUUUGGGACGAACCCGGGGCAGUUAAAGUGAAAUGUCAACAGACAGACUUGUAAUGCUAGUGUUGCUACAGUACAACAGGGAUCCAAACACCCAAAGAGUCCCACACAAUGUCAACCGGGUGUCUUAGUGCAAUACCAUUUCCUGUUCAAGAUCAUUGCACUGAAUCCUCAUCCUGCUCAACCACCCAAGAUGCAUCUGCGGUAGAAUACUUUCCACUACUUGUAAAUAGACGUUUUAUUUUUUAUUUAAUCGUAUUAUAGUGAAUGUAUUUAAUUUUUUAAUAAUUAUUUAUGAAUCAAUAAAUAAAAUAAAAAAGGUCCACAUCAUUUUCUAUGAAAAGGAAGAAUCAGCUCAACUGCUUUGAAUCGAAAGGAAUGUCUAUCUUUGUGUUUGACUUUUAUUAGAUUUUUUUCCCAAAUAUGAAACAAAGCCAAGAAAAAAAAUUGCUGUUUACACUGUUCUAUGCUUUUGGGAACCAGAGGACUGUAAUCAUUACGUUAAAACUGUACAACUGCAUUUAAUUACAAAAAUUGCAGAAAAACAGUCAGACAAUGGUGAUACAUGUAUAUAUACUGUUUAUUAAUGUCAAUAUUCAAGUCUUGUUUGGAACGAAUUGUUUAAAAUAUCAGAUAUUGUUUAUGCCUUAGAAUGAUUGUAGCAUUCUAUUCUAUUUUAGUGAAAGUGAUUAAAAAAAAACAUUAUAAAUAUUGUUUGUACAAUAUAUACAUAUCCUCUGCAAACACUGUGGUAUCCUUAAUCUUGGUAGUGCCUACCCUUCCAACAGGGGCGUAGGGGAUAUAAUUUUUGGGGUUUUUCCAUUUUUAUGAUGACAUUAUUUUUAUAUAAUUUAAAUCCAACAUGGCCUCCAAAGUCUGACAGUGACACAGUAAUCUUUCCUCUCCAUACAGAAAGAGAAAAACAAACGACGUUUAAGUAUUUUUUUGGUCUUUUUUUUCCAUGAAACAUUUCCCCACAUCUGCCUUGCCACAGUACAGAGGACGUAAGGCCAUUUGUAACCACUGUGUUUGAAUCUUGCUGUGUGUCGUGGCCUAAUGGAGGCAGCUAGAGUUUUUUGUACCCAAGUCAGAGUACUUGAAGUUACUUUAUUUAAGAUAUUGUGGAAAAAAAGUAUCAUUCUUUUUGUAGGAGCUUUAUUUUUCACUAGUGUGUGGCACGGACCUAUUAAAGGAUGUUUUUCAACCUA
Messenger RNA from Oncorhynchus masou masou (cherry salmon), 9134 nucleotides. RefSeq names its product bromodomain adjacent to zinc finger domain protein 2B-like. Gene Ontology annotation, cellular component: chromatin. The record is from RefSeq and is a predicted model, not a curated record. NCBI's taxonomy places the organism in Eukaryota, Metazoa, Chordata, Actinopteri, Salmoniformes, Salmonidae. Gene Ontology annotation, molecular function: DNA binding; protein binding.